Nicotiana tabacum (common tobacco) is the source of this 1904-nucleotide messenger RNA. RefSeq names its product receptor-like cytoplasmic kinase 176. Gene Ontology annotation, molecular function: ATP binding; protein kinase activity. Gene Ontology annotation, biological process: protein phosphorylation. Lineage: Eukaryota; Viridiplantae; Streptophyta; Magnoliopsida; Solanales; Solanaceae. The record is from RefSeq and is a predicted model, not a curated record.
UCAUUUCAUAAGUACCAUAGAAAAUCAAGAAAGCAAUAAAACCCCAUUUUGCCCUCAUGUCCUUUUAUUUCUAACUUUCUUGUCAUAAUUUCUUUUCAUAUAGCCAAGUGGGGUGAAACAAUUACAGCUCAGUUCAGUUGAAAGUUUCAUUUUUUUAUCUCCAAAUUUGUUGUUGUCAUAUUUUGAUGUACAGAAAGAGGAAGAUUCUUGGUUUCACAUUAGAUCUGGCUUCACGGGCCUUGUGGGGUUUGUAUUGAAGUAGCAAACUGGAGUUAUCUGUGUGCAUAUAAUGAUGAAAACUUGAGUUUUUGCUAUUUGUCUUGUAGCUAGUGGAGCUAAAAGUUGCAUCUUUGUGGUGUUCUUGCUCUAAUGGGGAUUUGUCUGAGCUACCAAAUCAAGACUGAGACCACAUUUUAUACUGCUUCUUCUGGGUUAGAUUCAAGAAAUGCCAGUGGAAAUGGUACCGAGACUAGUAAUUCGAAUAGCAAGCGCUCAUCAGCUUCCAUACCACCAACUCCUCGUAGCGAGGGUGAGAUCUUGCAAUCUUCCAACUUGAGGAGCUACACUUUCAGUGAACUUCGUGCAGCUACUAGAAACUUCCGUCCUGAUAGUGUAGUAGGAGAAGGAGGUUUCGGUUCAGUAUUCAAAGGGUGGGUCGAUGAGCAUACUCUUGCAGCAUCAAAGCCUGGCACUGGGAUUGUGAUAGCUGUCAAAAAGUUAAACCAAGAAGGGUGGCAGGGCCACAGGGAAUGGCUGGCUGAGAUAAAUUAUCUAGGGCAACUACAUCAUCCAAAUCUUGUUAAAUUGAUCGGUUAUUGCUUAGAGGAGGAUCACAGGCUCUUGGUCUACGAGUUCAUGCCUAAGGGUAGCAUGGAGAAUCAUCUAUUUAGGAGAGGUUCAUACUAUCAACCACUUUCUUGGAGCCUUCGUAUGAAAGUUGCGCUAGGCGCUGCAAGGGGCCUUGCAUUUCUUCAUAAUGCUGAAACAAAAGUUAUCUAUAGAGACUUCAAGACUUCUAAUAUUUUGCUCGACUCGGACUACAAUGCCAAGCUUUCUGAUUUUGGGUUGGCCAGAGAUGGUCCGACUGGUGAUCAGAGCCAUGUGUCUACUAGGGUUAUGGGAACUUAUGGAUAUGCUGCUCCAGAGUAUCUAUCUACAGGUCAUCUUACUGCAAAGAGUGAUGUAUACAGCUUUGGGGUAGUUCUGUUAGAAAUUCUAUCCGGUAAGAAAGCAAUAGACAAGAAUCGACCCACAGGGGAACAUAAUCUUGUCGAGUGGGCAAAACCUUAUUUGACCAACAAACGUAGAGUUUUCCGUGUUCUAGACAGCCGUCUUGAAGGACAAUAUUUACUCAAUCGUGCCAUAAAGGUUGCUAACCUCGCUGUUCAAUGCCUGUCAAUGGACCCAAAGUCGAGGCCAACAAUGGAUGAAGUAGUAACAGCUCUAGAACAGCUUCAGGAGUCCAAAGAUGUAGCGAAAAAUGAUAAAAAAGGUCGACAGGUAAGUCAGCAGAGCCAAUCAAGUUUUGCACUCAAGAAAUCCUGCAGAAGCGGCGCGGAAGAGACCCCGGGAAAGGCAAAGUAUCCAAGACCUACACCUUCACUUCUUUCCACAUAAAAGGAGGAAAGGAAGUUCUUGGUAUGCUAAUUACUAGCAUUCUUUAGUUCAAGAACUUCUGGCAUAUAACUAGGAAAAUGUCUUCCACUAAUAUGUACAGCUUGUCUUUACUCUUUUUUUGGAUAAUGGUUGAACUAUAGAUUUAUGAGGGGCUAGCUGUAGGAGGAAUUGCAAGCAGAGUGUUUGUUUUUCCUUGGAAGCACAAUAUUUGCUGUAAAUUCCCGGAUUCGGUUACUCUUAUUUGUUUAGUGUAUGUUAAUCAGCAGGGAACCUUGAUUCUAGGUAUU